AUGGCGAUCGUGAAAAGGGGUGGCCGUUCAAAGGCUAAACAACAGCAGGCACCAGCUAAAUCAAAUGGACUGAGUGGAGGAGGAAUCAAGAAAGCAGAGUUCGACGUCACCAAAAAGAAAGAAGUAGGAGUGUCUGAUUUGACACUUUUGUCAAAGAUUACUGAUGAAGCUAUAAAUGAUAACUUACACAAGAGAUUUAUGAAUGAUACUAUAUACACUUAUAUUGGGCACGUGUUGAUUUCCGUCAAUCCAUUCCGUGAUCUUGGAAUUUAUACCCUGGAAACAUUGAACAAGUACAAGGGGAGAAACAGAUUGGAGGUUCCACCACAUGUUUUUGCCAUUGCUGAGUCUAUGUAUUACCAUUUGAAAUCGUAUGGGGAAAAUCAAUGUGUCAUUAUUUCAGGAGAAUCGGGAGCAGGUAAAACAGAAGCUGCGAAGCAGAUCAUGCAGUACAUUGCCAAUGUCUCUGUUGAUACUGGAAAUGCCGAGAUUACCAAAAUUAAGGAUAUGGUUUUGGCUACAAAUCCACUUUUAGAAUCGUUUGGAUGUGCUAAAACUUUGAGAAAUAACAACUCCAGUAGACACGGUAAGUACCUCGAGAUCAAAUUCAGCGAAGGAAGUUAUCAACCAGUAGCAGCACAUAUUACAAACUAUCUUUUGGAAAAGCAGAGAGUUGUAUCUCAGAUCUCUAAUGAGAGGAAUUUCCACAUUUUCUAUCAAUUUACCAAACAUUGUCCCCCACAGUACCAACAACAGUUUGGCAUACAAGGACCGGAGACCUAUGUCUACACUUCCGCUGCCAAAUGUAUUACCGUAGACGGUAUUGAUGAUGGAAAGGACUUUAAAGAUACGUUGAAUGCGAUGAAUGUCAUUGGUUUGAGUCAAGACGAGCAAGACAAUAUAUUUAGAAUGUUGGCCCUGAUAUUAUGGAUUGGUAACAUUUCGUUCAUAGAGGAUGAAAGCGGCAAUGCAGCAAUACGUGACGACAGUGUAACCAAUUUUGUUGCCUAUCUUUUGGAUGCCAAUCCUGAUAUUUUAAAGAAAGCCAUCAUUGAGAGAACUAUAGAGACAUCACAUGGUAUGAAGAGAGGUUCAACUUAUCACGUCCCAUUAAACAUUGUACAAGCAACUGCAGUACGUGACGCAUUGGCGAAAGGUAUUUACAACAACUUGUUUGAUUGGAUUGUCGAAAGAGUAAAUUUAUCGUUGGGUGGAAAACAAAAUCAGUCAAACAAAUCGAUUGGUAUUCUUGAUAUCUAUGGGUUUGAGAUUUUUGAGCAUAAUUCGUUUGAACAAGUUUGUAUCAAUUAUGUGAAUGAGAAAUUGCAGCAAAUUUUCAUUCAGUUGACAUUGAAAGCAGAGCAAGAUGAGUAUGUUCAAGAACAAAUCAAGUGGACUCCUAUUGACUAUUUCAACAACAAGGUUGUUUGUGAUUUGAUUGAAGCAACAAGACCACAACCAGGGUUGUUUGCAGCUUUGAAUGAUUCAAUUAAAACGGCACACGCAGAUUCUGAUGCAGCCGAUCAGGUGUUUGCUCAAAGAUUAAGUAUGGUUGGCGCAAACAAUCGCCAUUUCGAGGACAGACGAGGCAAGUUUAUCAUCAAACAUUAUGCUGGUGAUGUGACAUACGAUGUUGCGGGGAUGACUGAUAAAAAUAAAGAUGGAAUAUUGCGUGACCUUUUGGAGUUGUUGGGGACAUCUUCCAAUCCAUUUGUUAAUCAAACGUUGUUUCCACCAGAGUUACUAAAUGCCUUAAUUGAUACAAAAAAGAGGCCACCAACUGCCUCUGACAAAAUCAAAACUAGUGCAAAUGCUUUGGUUGACACUUUGUCACAAUGUACACCAUCAUACAUUAGAACUAUUAAACCGAACCAAACCAAAAAACCACGUGAUUACGACAACCAACAAGUGUUGCAUCAAAUUAAAUACUUGGGUCUCAAGGAGAAUGUUCGUAUCAGAAGAGCCGGAUUUGCAUAUCGUUCCACUUUCCAAAGAUUUGUGCAGAGGUUUUACUUGUUAUCGCCCGCCACAGGCUACGCUGGAGAUUAUAUCUGGCAAGGUGAUGACCUUACGGCUGUCAAAGAGAUUUUACGUGCAUGCCAUAUUCCUCAAACGGAGUAUCAGUUAGGUACAACCAAAGUAUUCAUCAAAACACCGGAGACGUUGUUUGCUUUGGAAGAUAUGAGGGACAAGUACUGGCAUAAUAUGGCCGCCCGUAUCCAAAGAGCUUGGAGAAGAUACGUUAAGCGUAAAGAAGAUGCAGCUAAGAUUAUUCAAAAUGCUUGGCGAAUGAAAACACAUGGAAACCAAUAUGAGCAGUUACGAGACUAUGGUAAUAGUUUAUUACAAGGAAGAAAAGAGAGAAGAAGAUUAUCAAUGCUCGGAUCACGUGCGUUUAUGGGAGAUUACUUGGGAUGUAACGACAAAAGUGGAUACGGAAGGUUUGUUGUUAAUCAAGCAGGUAUCAAGGAUCAUGUUGUAUUUUCCGGCAAGGGUGAAAUUUUGUUGUCAAAAUUCGGAAGGUCUUCAAAGAGGUUACCUCGUAUUUUCAUAUUGAGCAAGACAAGCUUAUAUGUUGUGGCGGAGGCAUUGGUGGAGAAAAGGUUGCAAUUGCAAAAGGAAUUUGUCAUUCCAAUCAAUUCCAUCAAGAGUGUUGGGUUAUCGACAAAUCAAGAUAAUUGGGUUGCCGUGUGCUUGCACACACCUACAACCAUGGUUCCCGAUAUCUUUAUUAACUUGGAUCUCAAAACAGAGUUUAUUACCCACUUGAAAAAAUUAAAUCCCGGAUUGUCAAUUAUAAUUGGACCCACGAUACAGUACCAAAAGAAACCAGGAAAGUACCAUACAGUCAAGUCUGUAGUUGGUUCUGGACCUCAAAUUUCUCCAAGAAGUGAUGUUUAUAAGUCUGGAACUAUUACUGUCAAUCAAGGUCUUCCAGCAAAUAGCAAGAACCCAAAACGACCAAGAGGUACUUCCGGGAAGGUCGAUUACAGUCAAUACUAUAACAGAGGCACCAGAAAUGGCACUUCAAGUUAUUCGUCCAGGCCAGCAGCAGCAACUACCAGACCAGCACAACCAUCAUAUUCUCAACCAGAGCAAGCACAAUCGCGCUAUCAAGCUCCUACACCACAUCAACCAGCAUCUCGCCCUGUCCAUUCAAUACCUCCUGCUGCCCCAACUCAUUCAAGGAACCAAUCACACGACGGCCCUUCUUUACAGGUUGCAGCUGCGCAAGCUGCUUUAGGUCAGAAACAGCAAAAUAACAGACCACAACCUGCUCAGCCCACGUCUCCAAGGAAAGCUCCUGCUCCAGCUAGACCUGCAAAAAAGGUUGCUCCUCCUCCACCAACAAAAAAGGCAACAUCACCACCACCUAAAAAGACAGCUUCUCAAUCGGUGCCACCACCGCCACCACCACCGGCUUUAUCAAAACCAAAAUUCCCUACUUACAAAGCCAUGUUUGAUUACGACGGUUCUGUGCCUGGUUCGGUCGCAUUGACCAAGGACACUAUCUACUACGUCACCCAGGUCAAUGGAAAAUGGGGCUUAGUCAAGACUAUGGAUGAAUCACAGGAAGGAUGGUCACCAAUUGACUAUUUACAAGAAUGUUCUCCAAAUGCAAACAACAUUUACUCGAACUCGUCUGCUCCUUCGAAUCCUGUGAGUACUGCCAGCUCCAAUACAAACACCACCCAAGCUACAACUGCGCUGAGUGGAAGUUUGGGAAAUGGAUUAGCUGAUGCUUUGAAGGCGAAAAAGACUGAAGAGACGAGUUUAGCGGGCUCUCUUGCUGAUGCAUUGAGGAAGAGACAAGGUGCAACAAGAGAUGACAGUGAUGUAGAAGAGGAUGACGAUGAUGACUGGUGA
Messenger RNA from Lodderomyces parapsilosis, 3867 nucleotides. It is a transcript of the gene MYO5, whose product is annotated as myosin 5. Gene Ontology annotation, biological process: actin filament organization; vesicle transport along actin filament; endocytosis. Gene Ontology annotation, cellular component: actin cytoskeleton; cytoplasm; actin cortical patch. Gene Ontology annotation, molecular function: microfilament motor activity; ATP binding; actin filament binding. The record is from RefSeq and is a predicted model, not a curated record. Lineage: Eukaryota; Fungi; Ascomycota; Pichiomycetes; Serinales; Debaryomycetaceae. Bases 1 to 3867 code for a protein of 1288 amino acids. The transcript has a single exon.